AUGUCAGAAGAAAGUGAAGGAUCUCCAAUCCAAGAUACGACCCAGGAGGAAGAAGAGGAAGAAGAAGAAGAUGAAGAUGAACACAGUCAAGAAGUUCCUAACCUGUCAGAAGAAGAAGUAGAUACUGCUACUUCUCUCAAUGCAUCCCAUGCAAAUAGAGCACUCGAACAAGGACACGAACUAGAAGUUCCGAUCUUUCAAGAACUCCCUCAACAACCACAGAGAGAAGAUGAUCAUCAACAAGAACAUCAUCAACAUACUCCUGCUUCUCCCAAUGCAUCCCAUGCUAUUACAGAACAGCCCAGAGAACAGGAACAAGGACAAGAAGAUGACGAAUUUGUGGACAUUCUGACUGUUUCACCACCUCCAGAGUCACCAUCUAAACGACCAGUCCAGGACUCUGAUGAAGAAAACACUCAGGGAAUGGAGAAAAAGCAGAAGACAACGGUCCCUGAAGAUGACACUCCUCCAAGACCGUUUCUUGAGAUGGUGCUGACAGAUAUCGAUCAUGAGAUUGGAUUCUUGACUAGCCUAGUUAAUUUCCACGAGAAAUAUAUGGUGUACCCAUAUUUUGAUUCUGUUUCUUUAGAACAGUUCAUCAAGAAUUGGCUUCAAAUCGAAACCAGUAAUCAGAAGCUGCUUGAAGUAAUAGUGAAGCUAAGAAAGAAGUACAUGAAGACUAAUACCAAGAUGGGUGUGAGUGAGAAUUUUUCUGAUGCUCGUGAUCAGACGGCAUUCAAUUUAGCGCACAAGUUAUGGAGUAACGAAAAAGAAGAAGAUUGGAAGUUACUGAAAAUGGGGAUUAUUGCACCAGUACUACAUGGACCUGAUGAAGAACCUGAUGCUGCAGGUGGAGAUCCCGGAUGCAGUUAA
Molecule: messenger RNA, 873 nt
Organism: Quercus lobata
Lineage: Eukaryota; Viridiplantae; Streptophyta; Magnoliopsida; Fagales; Fagaceae
Product: probable transcription factor At1g61730
Exons: 1
Coding region: 1-873 (290 amino acids)
Biological process (GO): regulation of DNA-templated transcription
Source: RefSeq, a predicted model, not a curated record